Molecule: messenger RNA, 2519 nt
Organism: Numida meleagris (helmeted guineafowl)
Lineage: Eukaryota; Metazoa; Chordata; Aves; Galliformes; Numididae
Product: rho GTPase-activating protein 32-like
Exons: 16
Coding region: 334-2235 (633 amino acids)
Biological process (GO): small GTPase-mediated signal transduction
Cellular component (GO): Golgi apparatus; nucleoplasm; actin cytoskeleton
Molecular function (GO): protein binding; GTPase activator activity
Source: RefSeq, a predicted model, not a curated record
GGCUAGGCAAGCUGAGCAUUGUAGAGCAUCGAGAUGAAAAUAGAGCUCAUUCUACGUGGCUGUUGAGCGCUUUGCAGGUAUUGAUCUUGUAGCGGGAUCUGUCUGGCUGCAGGACCGUGGUUGGAUACAUUGAUUCCAGCAGAAACUCAGUAAGCAGCGGUGACCUGUGCAAAGUGCUGAUUGGAAUGGACCUCUGCUGAGGAAUCAAGCGUUGAGCCAAAAGAAUGUUUGGGCCAGGUGACCGCAGAAGUCUGGCUGUUUUGGAUGGUGGCAGCAGAUGGAAGCAGGUGUUCUUGGGAGUGCUGAGCUUUUGCCCUUGUCACGCUUAGGCUGAUGGCCAUGGCAUGCAACGAGAUCAGCUGUGGGCCUGAGCUGGCAUGGGCGGAGACUGAGAACAAGAGGAAGCCCCUGGUGCUCGAUGAGGAGUCACCUAUCAAUAUUCCAGCCAUUGCUGCCGCCCAUGUGAUUAAGGGCUACACUGCCCAGGCACCGGAUGAGCUCUCCUUUGAGGUGGGAGACAUCGUGUGUGUCAUCGACAUGCCAGCAAAGGAGCUGUCCAUCUGGUGGAGAGGCAAGCAUGGGUUUCAGGUUGUGUUCUUCCCGAGUGAGUGUGUGGAACUGAUUAAGGAUGAAGUUCCCCAGUCCCUCAUGGAUUUGGUGCCAAAGCCAGUGUCAAAGAAACAUGGCAAGAUCAUCACCUUCCUUCGUUCGCUCGUGAAGGCCCGCCCAAAGAAAGCGAAGCAGUGGGAGACGGUGAAGGACAGGGUGUUUGGGUGUGAUCUGGCCGAGCAUCUUCUCCACUCUGGCCAGGAUGUCCCCCAGGUCCUGAAGAGCUGCGUGGAACUCAUUGAGCAGCACGGCGUGGUGCGGGGGAUAUACCGGCUGUCCGGCGUCACCUCCAGGAUCCAGAAGCUGCGCCAGGAAUUUGAGUCUGAGCAGAUUCCUGAGCUAACGGACGUCCGCGACGUUCACAGCGUGAGCUCCCUCUGCAAAAUGUACUUCAGGGAGCUCCCGAGCCCUCUGCUGUGCGACCAUCUGUAUGAGAAGUUCUCGGAGGCUGUUUCUGCCGCUACAGAUGAGGAGCGGCUGGUGAGAAUGCAGGACAUCCUCCAGCAGCUGCCCCCGCCUCAUUACAGGACCCUGGAGUACCUGAUGAGACACUUAGCUUGUCUGGCUGGGAGCUCCGCCGUCACAAAUAUGCACGCUAAGAACUUAGCAAUCGUGUGGGCUCCAAACCUCUUAAGAUCACCACAGAGCGAGUCUGCCUGCGUCAGCGGAGGAGCUGCCUUCAUGGAAGUGCAGACGCAGUCGGCCGUGGUGGAAUUCAUCCUGAACCACACGGAUGUCCUCUUUGGCUCCAACUCCGCAUCAGACGUCGGAGAUGGAGCAGGGCACGGUUCCUCAUCGGGGCCCAAGUCUGCGGAGGUGUCUUCUCCUUGCACAAAGCUGCUCACACUGGAGGAGGCACAGGCACGGGCACGAGGCCGCAGCGGCUCUCCCAUCAUGACGGAGAGCAGGGAGAUUGAAGUGGGAGAAGGCCCCGCAGCUUUACAGGGGCAAUUCCACACAGUGAUCGACUUUCCACAUGAAAGCAAAUGUCCACCAAGGAAGACAAAGAACUCGCCAGCUGGCUGUUGGUGUUUGUGCUUCAGCCGGGGAAGACCAUCCUCUGUGGCCAAGCGCAGACUGCAACGCAAUCCCAGGGAGCCCUCGCCAACAGAAGUCACAGUCCUGGCAGGGGGACGAGAAGACAGCGGGACUCUUGGCUCUGCUAACAGUGCAGAAUCGCUUACCACUCUGCACGCUGUUGAAGGUGAAUCGAGCCCUUUUCAACCCGGAAGAGCCAGAGCGAGUAGUGGUGCGCUGUGUGCUGCCGUCAGUGGAGAGCUGUCAGGGAGCAUGAAUCGCUGCCCUUCAGAUGACAGCCUUCCACUUGGCGACAGUGAUGGGGACAAGGAGGUCAUCCACGUUUGUGCCCUCAUUUCUCCCGGCUCUGCUGAAGACGCUGUCCAGAGCGUGCCAGAGGUGACAGUCUCUAGCCUGGAGUGUGACCCAACGUCUUCCCAGAGCAGCCCACCCCAAGCAGAGUCUGAGUGCUCCGACAGCAGCACCUCCCUGCAGGAGCAGGACAGCGUCCCUGUGGAGAAGCAGAGCCUCUUGGAGGAGGACGUGGAAGCAGGCAGCCAGUCCCAGACAGCGGGCAGCACCACGAGCUCUGAGCCAGUUUCUCUGUGAUGAGAGAAGCUGAGUCUCUUCUUCGCUCUGGUCCUCUCAUGCCCUCCUGCCUUCUAAUGAAUAAAGGCACACUUGUGCUCGAUGGACACCUUGCCUGCAUUCCGAGUCUUCAUUCACAGGGAUUGGGAUGAACAGAAGAAAGAGCGAGGCACUUCGUCUUGCAGCAGCAUGGCUUUGGGGCUUGUGCAGCAGCCUUGGCUGCUCCCUAACACCUGUCUCCUCCCGCAGCAUCCAUUCCUGGCUGCCACCUACGAGCUGGCCCUGCAGAUCAUCUCCAGACGGGU